Messenger RNA from Papaver somniferum (opium poppy), 2406 nucleotides. RefSeq lists its product as uncharacterized. NCBI's taxonomy places the organism in Eukaryota, Viridiplantae, Streptophyta, Magnoliopsida, Ranunculales, Papaveraceae. Bases 1 to 2406 code for a protein of 801 amino acids. The record is from RefSeq and is a predicted model, not a curated record. The transcript has 4 exons.
AUGAACCAAGGGUCUAACCAGACUAUGAGUUGUAACAGUGAGCCCAGAACCUAUCCAUGUACCAUUUGUGGUGAUCAAAGUCAUAUUGGACCUCACUGUCCUCUGUUUUACCCUAAUGAAACUACUCGUGACCAGGUUAGUGUCCUACAUGGUGGUAUGAACUCUAAAUAUGAGAGUCGACCCAAGUUCGAUCCCUAUUCUAAUACCUAUAACCCUGGUUGGAGACAUAAUCCUAAUUUUUCGUGGUCCAAAGGUGCCCAUCAGGGUAGCCCAUCUAGCAACCCACCACAAGGUAGUGUCCGAAAUAAUGCCGAGACUAAACAAAAUUUUGACACUUUAGGUCAUAGGUUCGAUGAAAUUCAACGUAACCAACAAAACAGUGACCGAGCUAUUGUCAACAUAGAGACUCAAAUAAGUCAACUGUCAAACAGGUUAAGUGAUAGGGAGAAUGGGAUAUUUCCUAGCCAACCGACUCCGAAUCCCAAAGAAGUUAACCAGGUUAAUGGGUCAGGUAGUUCUAACCACAACGAACAUGUCAAAGCAGUUGUCACCCUUAGGAGUGACCCUAAUGAGCCCGAGAGUGCUAAGAGUCCAAGUGAAGAAAAUAUCCCUGAGAGAGUAUACGUACCACCUGCACUAUUUCCUCAGAGACUCGCCAAGAAAAAGCCUAGUACAAGUGUUGAAAUCCUAGACAUCUUUAAGCAAGUUAAGAUCAAAAACUUGCCCUUGUUAGAUGCAAUAAAACAUGUACCGACUAUGGCCAAGUUCCUAAAAGAGAUGUGUAUUGUCAAGAGAGACGCGAGUGUCCAUAAAAAAGUAUUUUUGACCCAACAAGUUAGUUCCAUAAUCUCACAAAAGUACCCAGUCAAAUUUAAAGAUCCUGGUUAUCCUAUUGUCACAUGUGUCAUAGGUAAACAAACGAUAGACAAUGCUCUAUUAGAUUUCAGGGCUAGUGUGAAUCUGUUACCGUUCUCGGUAUAUGAACAACUUGGACUAUGUGAGAUGAAACCAACUAGGAUAACACUACAGUUAGCCGAUAGGUCAGUCAAAAUCCCACGUGGAAUUAUUGAAGACGUUUUGGUUCAGGUAGAAAACUUUAUCUAUCCAGUUGACUUUGUGAUUUUAGACACUCAACCUGUCUCUAGUCAAGAUAUUAAUAUCCAAAUCAUCCUAGGUCGUCUGUUUCUAUCCACUGCAAAUGCAGUCAUACAUUGUCAAACUGGCCUAGUAGAAUUUUCCUUUGGGAAUCAGAAAAUCUCGGUGAACGUUUUGAAGGCGUUACAAGCCCCACCGGACCCUGAACGCUAUGAGUUUAUAUGCAUGAUUGAUUCUCUAGUUGAGAAUACCUUUACCACCAAUAGUGUUAGCGAUCCUUUAGAGGCGUGCUUGGUCCACUUUGGAGCCUACUAUGAUGAGGGUAGUCAUUUUGAAGAAGUUAAUGCGUUGUUAGAUUCUACGCCAGUAAUGAAUUAUGGUAAAUGGCAGCGUAAGCCAGAACCUAUUCCGACGACCAUAGAUAAACCCCUCCCAUCAUCAGUUAAGGCCCCCACCCUUGAAUUAAAGCCGCUACCAGAUACACUGAAAUAUGUAUUUCUUGGUAGUGAAAAAACUCUUCCUGCCAUAAUUGCCUCUGACUUAGAGCCCGAUCAGGAAAGUACACUAGUUAGUGUUCUUCGUGAGCACAAUACUGCAAUAGGGUGGACUAUAGCAUAUUUGAAAGGAACUAGUCUUGUCGAUUGUAUGCACCACAUCUACCUAGAAGAAGGUGCCAAAACCUCAAGAGAAAUGCAGAGACGUUUGAAUCCUAAUAUGAAGGAAGUUGUUCGCACUGAAGUGCUCAAGUUGUUAGAUGUGGGUAUCAUAUACCCCAUCUCUGAUAGUAAAUGGGUCAGUCCUGUCCAGGUUGUCCCAAAGAAGUCUGGGAUUACGGUAGUUGCGAAUGAGAACAAUGAAUUGAUACCUACCCGUGUUACCACCGGGUGGAGAGUAUGUAUAGACUACCGUAAGCUGAACUCAGCCUCUAGGAAAGACCUCUUUCCUUUACCAUUCAUCGACCAGAUGUUAGAAAGAUUAGCUGGCCACAACCAUUAUUGUUUCUUAGAUGGAUACUCUGGUUAUAACCAAAUCCCUAUAGCACCACAGGACCAAGAGAAAACAACCUUCACAUGUCCAUUUGCCUAUGUUCAAGCUUUUGAGAAGCUUAAAUUAUUAUUGACUUCUGCGCCUAUCAUCCAACCACCCAAUUGGAACCUCCCAUUUGAACUCAUGUGUGAUGCGUCCGAUUAUGCGGUUGGUGCUGUCCUUGGCCAACGACGUGAUAAAGCACCUAGUGUGAUUUAUUAUGCUAGCAGGACCCUAAACGAUGCCCAGUUAAACUAUACUACUACUGUUAGCCAUGGUUUUUGA